UUCAGGAGAGAAGCAAGAAGCCUGCGCUGGGGCGUUGAGAUGUCGUCCUCCAAUCUGGUUUCCGCGAUGCACUCGGGGGAAAUUCUACGACGGUGCACGAACAAUGGAAAAAUCAAGUUUGGUCACGGCAUGUUGCUCAAAACUAACGAACCUUUAGAUAUGAAGGACGAGGACAUCGCGUUGCAUGAGUCAUUGGCGCCUCACUGCACGGUCGACGGAGCGUGCGUCUACACCCACGGAUCAACACAUGACGUGGCACGCGACAUCCUCGCAAGGAAGCACGCAGAGCACGAUGCCUUUUUCAUCUGCGACUUGCGAGACAUCGCAAAGAAGGUGCACCUGUGGAAGCAGCAGCUGCCGCGGAUCGCUCCUUUCUACGCUAUCAAGGCUUGUCGAGAUCCAGUCGUUGUUGGCCUCCUCAACCGUCUCGGAGUGAACUUUGACUGCUCUAACAAGGGUGAGAUCAGCACUGUUUUGAAGAUGGAGGCCUCUCCAGAUCGCAUCGUUUAUGCCAAUACUGUAAAGAGUAUACCGGACCUGGAGUUUGCUCGCCAGCAUGGCGUUAGACUGAUGACGUUUGAUUGUGCAGAAGAGCUUGCCAAGAUCACGGACAAAAGGGACAGGCUACUCCUUCGGAUGGAGGCUGAUGAAGAGGGUGUAGAACAUUCCUUCAACACAAAGUUCGGCUGCACCUUCAGUGAAGUCGAAACAGUCCUGCAGGAAGCCCGAAACAGAGAAUGCAAUGUGGUCGGGGUGGCCUUCCACGUAGGCUGUGCCUACAAGGAUCCUGAUAUCUUCGCUCGCACCAUCAAGAGGGUCAAAGCUGUCUUCGACAUGGCAGCGGCCAUGGGCAUUCACAUGACUGUGCUGGACAUCGGAGGCGGCUUCCCCGGUGGAUUAAGAAAUCGUGAUAAGUUCCUCAAGGUUUGCUACUCCAUUCGUCGGGCAACGGAUCUUUACUUUCCUGAAUCGAGUGGCGUGCAAAUCAUCGCUGAGCCUGGACAGUUUUUCGUGACGUCUGGCUAUUCAUUGGUUGUCCAGGUCCUCGGCAAGAGGAGCCGAAAAGUUGUAGUAGACGGAGUCGUCCAACUGCAUCAGCACGUCUUCGUAAACGAAUCCACGGACAACUGCAUAAUGCGGUAUCUAUAUGAAUUUAUGGAUGUGAAAACGUGGCCCCUUCAGGAGCCACUGGACAGACCGCAUGACGCACCGACCACUGUGUGGGGGGGCACCUGCAACGCACUGGACUGCAUCGAACCUGAGAGGCCAUUCUUCGACGUCGUCGUCGGCGAGUGGCUGCUGAUGGACAACAUCGGCGCGUACUCUCUGAGCAGAGCUUCGGGCUUCAAUGGACUUCCAUUCCCCGCAGUGCACUACAUCGUGCCGCAAGACGAUGUCACUAUCGUGCAAAACAUUCUCAACUCUUCGCCACUGCGCAGUGGCUUCAGUCAGCCGGAGGGCGUGCUCAAGAGCGCCGUCCUCGCGCAGUGGCGAGGACAACCGGCGAUCCGUAACCGACGGGUUGGGGUCAACGACCUCCGCUGCUGAACAAAUCGAGUUCCGCAUAAGCAACGGACGUGCUCGCAUAUCCUGCGGGAAGUCCCUCCUCUAACUUACUGUUACGACUGACGGAUUAUGCAUUGUGGUGUAGAGGAAUGUACCCCUGUGGCUUCUCGACAUAAUACAAGUGCGUCUGCACUACAGAUGCCAAACACUUUCUAGCAAGGUCAGUUUUCAAUCAACAAUACGUAUGACAUUGGUCAAACAGGAAACAGGAGCAGGGCAUACGACAGGGCUAGUUUGAUGUUCCAUCUUGCUACACAGCGCAAGACCAGGCAGAUGACGCAAACCAGGACAUAGACAAGCACUGACUUCUGGCUGAUUUCCAUUUUUUUAAAGAGCAACAUAUACAUAUAGGCUCUCAUAACGUACACGUAGAGCAUACAUAUAUACAGCAUGUUUCUUUUUUAUGGCGAACGCUUUUCAAGCCUACAAAAGUUACUCAAAUCAGGUUUUUACAGAAUAAUCUGCCCAUGGGGACAUCAUUUGCAAAAAAACAGCAAUCUAUUUACUGAUUAAUCUAAACACAGUAAUUAACUUCCUAGUUACCAACUUUACCGCGUAUGCUUAUAUUGGUAACUGGAAGAGAAAUAUCUUAAAGUGUGCUUCAUUCUAGCAUCAAAUUCACAUUCGUCAUUUUUAACAUCAAGCACACCCCUAACAAACACACUUCCAUUAAUCCAGGAGCUUCAAAUAAUCUGUAAAUUUUUUGUUGAGAUACAAACUUAAAAUACCAACUGCUUUACAGAAAAAUCGCAACGUUCCUUUUGAUGCGUUAAACAUACCAAAUCUAAUUCGAAUUUCCUGCUAACAAUACCUCUCUUUUGCAAUCCAUUCGUACUAAAAACUAGAUAUUCCUUAAGCUUUACAUUGUGCAAGCAUCCUCAUUUUCGACAAGUGCAAAUUUGAAGCGAUUGAGUUCUGGAACAGGAUAACACUGCGUAUUAAAGGGCCUCUCGCCAGGUCUGGCCAUUUUGAGCGGACAAGCGCACUGCAUACAAUGCGUUAUUAAUUAAGCUCUUACCUCCGCGCUCCCAGCCGGAGAGUCGACGUCUAUCGCGAAAGUGUGCUUAGGUAUGGGGCAGUACUGUGACGUCACUCAGAAUGACACGUGACUCCCAUAAUUAUUCAAGGCAGCAUCGGUUAUUUAUUUAUUCUGUUGUUUUAAUAAAAAUAAAUAAAUUUUAGAGAAAUAA
Dermacentor andersoni is the source of this 2756-nucleotide messenger RNA. RefSeq names its product ornithine decarboxylase-like. Gene Ontology annotation, cellular component: cytoplasm. Gene Ontology annotation, molecular function: ornithine decarboxylase activity. NCBI's taxonomy places the organism in Eukaryota, Metazoa, Arthropoda, Arachnida, Ixodida, Ixodidae. The record is from RefSeq and is a predicted model, not a curated record.